Messenger RNA from Tigriopus californicus, 6848 nucleotides. Its product is annotated as mucin-2-like. The transcript has 6 exons. NCBI's taxonomy places the organism in Eukaryota, Metazoa, Arthropoda, Copepoda, Harpacticoida, Harpacticidae. Gene Ontology annotation, molecular function: chitin binding. Gene Ontology annotation, biological process: carbohydrate metabolic process. The record is from RefSeq and is a predicted model, not a curated record. Gene Ontology annotation, cellular component: extracellular region. The coding region runs from base 672 to 6239 and encodes 1855 amino acids.
CACAAACAUACUUUUAAGACCGAUGAUUAACUAACUUCCCAGACUAUCUGCAUGAAACCAUUGAAAUUUGUCUCAACUUAUGAAGUCAUUUUUGAAUGUAUUGACUCUUGGAUGGUCUUUAGGUUGGUAUCCUUGGUCAGUUUUCUACUCCGUCUCUAUUUGAACACCUUUCGAUGGCUUAGCUUUUAGCUGAACUUUAAGUCUUUAAAGACAACUGAGCUGAUUUGAACUCGAUUGGAAUCAUAUGUACCUAUUUCAAAGGUAUUGUCGUCCUAUUUUGACAAUUGGUUCUUCAACGUCAAUCAAUACCCAGCAGGAGGUUCUUUUUGCCUGAACUUUCGGUUUUUCUUUUCUUUGGGACAACGAAGCUUAAUUUUAUACACAAACUCAAUGUUGAUUCUUUCUAAGCUCAUUCAGUUACAACCGAGGCCCCAAUCCUAGAGGAUGAGGAAGCUUUGGAUGAUCUGCAAUCCUUGGUCGACCUAAUCUUGGACGAGGAGGUAGAUGCCAAAAACAAAGGAUUUAAAGUGUUCCUGCGAUUAGCCUCGAACCCGGAAUAUCUUGUAAAGGGUUACGAUUUCGACACUUUGAACAAAUUCGUCGAUUUUUAUACUCUUCCUUCUCACAAUUUGACCUUGCCCAAUAACGCUACCUAUCAUCACAGUCGUCUCAUGGGAGUAUCUGACAUUGCCAAUGCCGACUCACUUUUGGACGUUAUCAUUAGUCUUGGAGCCACGGAUUCGAAGAUCAUUCUCUCAGGGUCAGCUUUUGGUAACUCUUUCAAGUUGUUGGAUGCCGAGAAGAAUAUGCCCGGCUCAUCAGUGGCUGAGAUUCCGAUUGCUUUGACUUACCAACAAGUGUGUAAGACCUUGAAGAAAGGAAAUUGGACCGUGGAACGAGAAGAAGAUCGUACAGGUCCAUAUGCCUAUGAUUCCAAGCAUUGGAUCGCUUUUGAUGAUGCUAAUAGCUUGAAAAUUAAGACUAAGUAUGCUUUGCUGAGGAAUUUGGCCGGCGUGGCUCUUUUUACUAUUGAUGCCGAUGAUGUUGAUAACAUUUGUGGCAAGGGCGAAUUUUCUUUAGUGAAGUCCAUUUUCAAAACCAUGUCCGAGUUGGACCGAAGACCCCGUCAGCUUAUCGUUCAUAGUUUGGAGGAAGAUCUCUAUGCUGAUGCUCAAAAUUUUGUUCCUGUUUCCACUUCGGGUGUGAAUGUAUCUCCAUUCAGAAUUGUCAGAGUGGUUGAUCGAGAAGGACAAAUAACCAGCAUCCGACAAAACUCCGAGACCAUCUUAGAGUGUACCCGCCAGGGUUAUUAUAGACACCCUGAAGAUUGCUCAAGAUUCUAUCGGUGUGUUAAAUUCAAUCAAUAUGAAAAUGAUUACACCAUCUUUGAAUAUGGAUGUCCCAAUGGUCUUGUGUUUGAUGACCGUUGGGAAGUGUGCGUUUGGCCUUCCCAAGCCACUCCCUGUGAUGGGUCUUCCGAGAUCUUCCCUGUGCCAACACGAGAAUACUCUUGCCCAGCCGAAGGAUAUUUUGUUGAUCCCGAAAAUUGCCGAUGGUUCUUUGCUUGCUUGGACCAUAAAGGGGAUGGUACUUUCACUCAUUACGAAUUUAGAUGUCCUUUCUCGUUGGCAUUUGAUGAAGAGUUGUUAAUCUGUAAUUGGCCGUGGUUGGUCCCUGCUUGCGGAGGAACCCGUUCUGGAAAUCAACGAGUUGUACCAAACCGCUUACCGUCCAGACAACAGAAGUCCUUUGGACGCGCUGGGGGUCGUGGAAAGCAACCAGGAGGCAUUGGUAGCCGAGGCCCUGUUCGACAGUCAUUUGGUGGUAGCAGUGGCGCAUAUGAGUCAAGUUCUCCUGCCCGACAACCAGUUAGCAAUAACCGUUAUCGCCAACGCCAGAAGCCCACCACUGAUGGAUACAAUCCCUCUCCAGCUUCUUACCAGACGCCCAGUACCCCAUACACCACCGCAAGACCCGUGUACUCAUCGUCCUCUAGACGACCGAUCUACCAAUCUACCACUCAAGGACAAGUCUAUCCUGCUCCUACUCAAGGGUCAGCCUAUGGGUCCUCAGGAUCUGUUUAUGGCGAAAUAGCGUCUGAUUCUUGCGAUAAUUGCGAGUCUCCUGAACUAAUUAUUAGAGGAAAUGGCCAUGUCAGUGGCGGAAUCAUUGAAACUGCCUAUGGUUCUAGGAAUCAAGGCCAAAAAGAACGUAGACCUAAAGACUACAGCAAUCCCUCAAGCGAAGCAAACUACAACUAUAACCCUUCUACCACCCCCAGUUACAACUAUAAUAGCCCUUCAAGUUCUGCUAGUUCAAACUACAAUCCCUCUCCAUCAGCCGGAUAUGAAAACAAUAAUCCAUCUACAGUUGGAUAUGAUGACUACAAUGGACCGUCUUCUACGCCUGGUUAUGGUUCUCCUUCUUCCACGGCUGCUUAUGGCUCUCCCUCUUCACCAGCUAACUAUGGUUCUCCUUCUUCCACGGCUAGUUAUGGUUCUCCUUCUUCCACGGCUGCUUAUGGCUCUCCCUCUUCACCAGCUAACUAUGGUUCUCCUUCUUCCACGGCUAGUUAUGGAUCUCCUUCUUCCACGGCUGCUUAUGGCUCUCCCUCUUCACCAGCUAGUUAUGGUUCUCCAUUAUCUACAACAGAUUUUGGAUAUACCCCGUCAACUACAGCUAGCCCCAAUUAUCCACCAUCUUCAUCGGCUGGCUACAGUUAUCCAACACCUGAAAAUCCCCUAGAACUUCCCGAGAGACGUCCCAAUGCAGGUAUAGCUGUUUCGAACCCCGGUGAAGUUGGACUCAGACCUGGUAGCUUUGGACCCUCUACAACUAGUUACGAGACCCCUGAGCCCACUUCUCCUAACACAACGCCCUAUUCUCCCUCGUCAUAUGCUCCCACGACUCCAUCCCCAACGUACCGGCCAACAACGCCGUCUUACCCUUCCACUACGAGUGCUUUCCAACAACCUGCCUACCAAUCCUCCCAGAGACCAUAUCAGCCAACUCAGAGGCCUUCCUACGUUUCAACAACUCAAUCGCCUUCAUAUCCUUCUUCAACAAAACAGACAAACUACCCAUCAACGACACGAGCACCCCAAUACCAGUCAUCAACUGCUCGACCCCAAUAUCCUUCAACAACGAGACGACCAUAUGAACCAGAGCCAAACUAUGAAUCUUAUAGAGAACCAGAAGCGGAAUAUGAGAGGCCAAGUUAUCAACCAGAGCCCAACUACAGACCACGCCCUAACUUGGAGCAAACUGGUGAUGACAAUGGUUAUACUUACCCGGUUCCAGAAAAUCCAUUAGAGCUCCCAGAAAAAAGACCAUCUUAUCCUUCAACAACAAAUCGACCUUACUUCCCGACAACUCCGAGACCAGUAAAUCCUUCAACCACUGCCCGCCCCGUAUACCCACAAUCAGGCUAUCAGCCAGAAUCUGCCCGCCCAACAUACCCACAACAAGAGUAUCAACCAGAACCUUCCCGCCCGGUUUACCCGCAACAGCAAUAUGAUCCAGAAAGUGCCCAACCAAACUAUCCACAACCUGAAUAUCGACCUAAUUCUCCCCGGCCUGAAUAUCCCCAACCUGAUUAUGAGGCCUCGCGCAAUCCCCAAUAUCAACCAACAACGCGUCAACCAUCUUAUCCUUCAACAACUCGGCAACCUCAAUACCAGCCCACUGGAAGGCCUUCAUAUCCAUCAACAACUCAGCAGACCCAAUACCAACCCACUGCCGGGCAACCAUCAUACCCAUCAACGACUCGCAAGCCUGAAUAUCAACCUACCACAAGACAGCCAGCUUAUCCAUCAACAACGCAACGUCCCAAGUAUCAACCCACAACACGACAACCCCUAUAUCAGUCUCCUUCUACUACUGCUCAACCCUCAUAUCCAUCCAGCACACCUGGAUACCAAACAAGUGAUGAUUCCGGCUACACUUAUCCUGUUCCAUCAAAUCCUUUAGAAUUGCCACAAAGAAAGCCCAAGAAUGGUCCUGGUUUUGGUAAUACUGAUAACGGAUCUUUCAGACCACCCCAGGUUCAGUACGGCGGAUUCAAGCCUCCAUAUGUGCCAGACCUUCCAUCCCAACGUCCAAAUUAUCAAGAGCCAAAAUAUCAACAUGAUGUUGUACCUGAAAAGAUUGAAUAUGGUUUCAGACCCUCGUAUAAUAAGGACAUACCAAGUGUUCGGCAGCCAUAUUAUGAAGAUGGUGGUAUUGCCCCACCUCAACAGGAGGACAGAAGACCAAAAUAUCAGGAUGAUUCACAAUACAGGCCCGAUUUUUCUGAUCAAGACAAAUCAUAUCUUUCAUCUGUUACCACGGCAGUCUAUGAUUACGUCACUACUACGAUAGCUCCUUACGUCUCCGGCUUUGGUUCAUCUUCAUUUUCGCAAUCCAAUUCUCGCCCAGGAAACUACAAUAACAUUCCACAAGUUGCCUCUGUCAUUCCUAGUGGGUUCACCUCUGCCACGCUAUCAAAUGGACCUCAUUCCAUCCCUGAUGAUUUCGAACAAAGACGCCCCCCACCCAAUCAAGGAUCCAGCUUUCACACUGUUUUUGGUGGUUCCCAAUCAAGCAAUAAGGGUCCCAUCAAUCCGAAUAGGAAUGAUUUGACAAAUAAGCGCCCAACACCUCAACCCACUAGAGAUGAAUACCGAGGACCACCCCCAAGCACCGGCAACAACCAAUGGGGAUCUCUUGGAAAUGACAAUGACAAUAGAAGACAAAAACCUAAUAGACCAGAUUACAAAGAACCGACAGACAGAUAUAAUAAUGAUCAACGGCAAGCUAAUGGUGGAUAUCAGCAACGGCCUUCAUCAACAGGUUACAGCACUGAUGGAAAUAAGGCUCGCCCUGACCUUGUUGAAGGCAAUGGUGGCUACAAUGGUCGUCCAGGUCCUAAUAGGGGCAAUGGAAAUGACGGUAACAUUGGUCGUCCUGGGCCAAACGGAAACAGGGGCAACAAUGGACGCCCCAGUGCGACCAAGGGCAAUACAAAUGUCGGUUAUAAUGGCCGGCCUGGACCAAAUGGAAGUAAUGGAAAUGGUGGUUAUAAUGGUCAACCUGGUCCCAGUGGGGAUAACGGAAACAGUGGUUACUAUGGCCGCCCUGGACCAAACAGAAAUAAUGGCCGCCCCGGACCAGCUAGUAGUAAUGGAAAUAAUGGCAACAAUGGUCGUCCUGGUCCUGUCGGUGGUAAUGGAAAUAAUGGCAACAUCGGUCGUCCUGGUCCCGUCGGUGGUAAUGGAAAUGGUGGUUACAAUGGCCGCCCUGGUCCUGCUGGUGGGAGUGGAAAUGGUGGUUCUAACGGUCGCCCUGGACCAAACGGAAUUAAUGUCAAUAAUGGCAACCUUGGACGCCCUGGUCCUGUCGGUGGUAGUGGAAAUGGUGGUUAUAAUGGUCGCCCUGGACCAAACAGAAGUAAUGGAAAGAAUGUCAACAAUGGACGCCCUAGUCCUGUUGGCGGUACUGGAAAUGGUGGUUAUGGUGGCCGCCCUGGGCCAAACGGAAACAGAGGCAGUAACGGUCGCCCUAGUUCCAUUGGUGGUAUUGGAAAUGGUGGCUACAAUGGUCGCCCUGGACCAAAUGGUAAUGGUGGUUCCAGCGGUCGCCCAGGGCAAAAUGGAAACGGUGGAUAUAAUGGUCGUCCUGGUCCCGCUGGAGGUCGAGGAAAUGGUGGUUAUAAUGGCCGUCCUGGACCAAACGGAAGUAAUGGAAAUGGUGGUUAUAAUGGCCGUCCUGGACCAAACGGAAGCAAUGGAAAUGGUGGUUAUAAUGGCCGUCCUGGACCAAACGGAAGCAAUGGAAAUGGUGGUUAUAAUGGUAGGCCAGGAUCAAAUGGAAGUGGUGGAUUCAAUGGCAAACCUGGGCCCAAUGGACAACGAGGUGGUCGACAAGGAUCAGGCUUCCCUCAAAAUGGCGUCACGGCUAUUUCACGUCCAGUUCAAAAACAACCUGCCGUUCUAAGUAAAUUUACCGGAACCAGUUGGGACAAGUUUGGCCCCGGUGGUUACAGGGGAUUCAAUGAUACCAUUGGACCUGAAGUCUGUGAGCGACCUGGCUUGUUCAGACAUCCUUCGGAUUGUGACAAAUUCUAUGAGUGCUAUUGGGACAAAUGGGUUGAGAGGUACACAGUGCAUGUGUUCCCUUGUCCUGUGGUUUUAGGAUUUGACAGUGGGAUUACUGCUUGUAAUUGGCCGUUUGAAGGCCCUCAAGGAUGCUCAGCCAAGUGAUUGUGUGUUUGAUACCCCAACAUGCCUUCUUACAACCAGAAACACGUCACUUCUACCCUAAUGUGAGUCUAAGAGUGCAUAGUGUACCUGAAUAAUGCUUGAUGUAUAAGUGUCCCAAGAACGUCAGUCUGUUUGCUUGUAUAUUGUGAUGAGUGAGCUCGAUGGAAUGCCAGCAGAUUUGAAUCCAAUCAAAAAGAGGGCACAGAACGAAGAAAAAGUGAAAAAUCCUUCCCUCCAGAACACCUGUAAUUGGGAAGCAAAGCUUGAGGGGCUUCACUGGAGUCGAUUGACCAUCCUCUGUGCCAUUACAACUAAAAUGAAUGAUCCACGCAGUAGCAACUAACUGAUGAACAUUUACUUUUCCAAUUUCCCAACAACUUCAGAAACACCACAUCAAAAAUCAGAUUGACAGUUUUGCUCAUCCGUUUCUUUAUUCGCUGCAACCCUUUAUUUAUUAUGACCCUUAUUUAUUGGCAUUAUUUAUUCAUUAAUAUUUGUUUGAAUAGACUAUUCAGUCAACUGACUCUCGUCGAUUUCAAUUGAUUGUGUAGAGACUGAAAUACAAAAAAAGGAAAAAAACUGUUCAUAGACUCUUGGCAAAGUACAAAU